Cetraspora pellucida is the source of this 183-nucleotide messenger RNA. The record is from the annotation of a GenBank genome assembly. NCBI's taxonomy places the organism in Eukaryota, Fungi, Glomeromycota, Glomeromycetes, Diversisporales, Gigasporaceae.
AACAUGACUAGGUUUUCAAAAGAAUGGUUUAAUAGAAAACACAUAAAGCUAUAUGAUUACAAUGAAUUUUCUGAACUUAAAGAAGUUAUUGGUAGGGGAGGAUAUGGAAUAGUAUGUAAAACGAUUUUAUGGGGUUGUUCAAGGUUGGUAAUAACAAUUAAAUUUGCAAAUUCCAAUAACUAA